UCUCCAUACCUAUUUAAAGCAUCAUUCAUGAUCGUCACCUGGCCAAGGGACAAUACAGUUCACUUUUUAGCGUAGUUAACGCUAUUUAAUAGAUCGCUUUCAAACAGCAUCGUCUCAGGGCUGAAAGAAGCUCAGCCUGAAUAUUGAUCGCCUAUUGAGACUGCGCUGCUCUUUCCAUUCUUUGUCAAUGUGGAUCUAUCGGUCUCUAUGCGUACACUGCCUCCCUCUGGCAGAUGAAUAACCAGCGGGGCCUUACGCGUCGCAGUCGCACGGCCAGAUAGUCCCCUGCGAGCGCGGCGCGUCCUCCGGCUCGCAGCAUGCCCUCCACCAGCCGGGCAGGGAGCCUGAAGGACCCCGAGAUCGCAGAGCUGUUCUUCAGGGAGGACCCCGAGAAGCUCUUCACAGACCUCCGUGAGAUCGGUCAUGGCAGCUUCGGCGCAGUGUAUUUUGCACGGGAUGUGCGGACCGCAGAGGUGGUGGCCAUCAAGAAGAUGUCCUACAGUGGGAAACAGUCUAAUGAGAAAUGGCAGGAUAUCAUUAAAGAAGUCAAGUUUCUCCAAAGAAUACAACACCCAAACAGCAUAGAGUAUAAAGGAUGCUACCUGCGGGAACACACAGCAUGGCUUGUCAUGGAGUACUGUUUGGGCUCUGCAUCUGACCUCCUUGAAGUUCACAAGAAGCCCCUUCAGGAAAUUGAGAUCGCAGCAAUUACCCAUGGUGCUUUGCGGGGUCUUGCAUACCUUCAUUCCCAUAACAUGAUUCACAGGGAUAUCAAAGCUGGGAACAUCCUGCUGACCGAGCCUGGACAAGUUAAACUGGCAGAUUUUGGUUCUGCCUCUAUUGCCUCUCCAGCAAACUCUUUUGUGGGGACACCAUAUUGGAUGGCCCCUGAGGUGAUUUUAGCCAUGGACGAGGGACAGUAUGAUGGAAAGGUUGACAUCUGGUCUCUUGGGAUCACCUGCAUAGAACUAGCGGAAAGGAAACCUCCUCUGUUUAACAUGAAUGCGAUGAGUGCCUUAUACCACAUAGCGCAGAAUGAGAGCCCUAUGCUACAGUCAAGUGAAUGGACGGAUUAUUUUAGAAAUUUUGUUGACUCUUGCCUUCAGAAAAUCCCCCAAGACAGACCACAUUCUGAGGAUCUGUUGCAGCAUGCCUUCGUCCUGCGAGAGAGGCCAGAAUCUGUUCUGAUAGACUUAAUUUUGCGGACAAAAGAUGCGGUCCGAGAGCUGGAUAACCUGCAGUACCGCAAGAUGAAGAAGAUCCUCUUUCAGGAGGCGCACAAUGGGCCGACCACUGAGACCCAGGAGGGAGAUGAGGAGCAAGAGCACGGUGCUGGUCGUACGGGCACAGUGAGCAGUGUGGGCAGUAAUCAGUCCAUUCCCAGCAUGUCAAUCAGUGCAAGUUCUCAGAGCAGCUCAGUGAACAGUAUUCCCGACGCUGCUGAUGACAAGAGUGACCUUGACCUGGAGAAAGACCACACUGUUAUGUCUAAUAGUUCGGUCAUACACCUGAAGCCUGAAGAAGAGGAAGUUUACCCUGAGGUUCCUGAAAUGCGCCCUCGUCCCUCAGAAGCCCAGCCGGCACCUGCACAGCCCCCGCAACGCAAACACCAUCGCAACCGUGAGCACUUUGCCACCAUCCGCACAGCCUCUUUGGUGACACGACAGAUGCAGGAACAUGAGCAGGACUCUGAGUUGAGGGAGCAGAUGUCCGGUUACAAGCGCAUGAGACGGCAGCACCAGAAGCACCUUAUGGCACUGGAAAACAAACUAAAAGCGGAGAUGGAUGAACACAGGCUGAGACUGGACAAAGAGCUGGAGGCCCAGAGGAACAGCUUUGCUGCUGAGAUGGAGAAACUUGUGAAGAAAAACCAAGCAUCCAUAGAGAAAGAUGCCAAAUCAUUUGCCAAUGAUGAGAAGAAAUUCCAACAGCACAUUCAAGCACAGCAAAAGAAAGAGCUUAGUAGCUUCCUGGAGUCACAGAAAAGAGAGUACAAGCUAAGAAAGGAACAACUGAAAGAGGAGCUAAAUGAGAACCAGUCCACCCCUAAGAAAGAGAAGCAGGAGUGGCUUUCGAAGCAGAAGGAGAACUUUCAGCACUACCAGGCAGAGGAGGAAGCCAACCUGCUCCGUCGACAGCGGCAGUACCUGGAGCUGGAAUGUCGGCGCUUUAAACGGCGAAUCCUCAUUGCAAAACACAAUGUAGAGCAAGACCUUGUACGGGAGGAGCUAAAUAAGCGCCAGACACAGAAAGAUCUGGAACAUGCCAUGCUGCUCCGCCAUCAUGAGUCCAUGCAGGAGCUAGAGGUGAGGCAGCUGGGCACCAUCCAGAAGAUGCGUACGGAGCUGAUCCGCUUGCAGCAUCAGACUGAACUCACCAACCAGCUAGAGUACAACAAACGCAGAGAGCGAGAGUUGCGCCGCAAACACGUCAUGGAGGUUCGGCAACAGCCCAAGAGCCUUAAGUCUAAAGAGCUGCAGAUCAAGAAACAGUUCCAGGACACGUGUAAAAUCCAGACACGGCAGUAUAAGGCCCUGCGCAACCACCUCCUGGAGACCACACCCAAGUCUGACCACAAGGCUGUGCUGAAGAGGCUGAAGGAGGAGCAGACCCGAAAAUUAGCCAUCCUUGCUGAGCAGUAUGACCAUUCCAUCAAUGACAUGCUCUCCACACAAGCUCUGCGACUGGACGAGGCACAGGAGGCCGAAUGUCAGGUGCUAAAGAUGCAGCUGCAGCAAGAGCUGGAGUUGCUAAAUGCUUAUCAGAGCAAGAUCAAGAUGCAGACGGAUGCACAGCAUGAUCGUGAGAGGAAAGAACUGGAGCAGAGGGUUUCACUGAGGAGGGCUCUUCUUGAGCAGAAGAUUGAAGAGGAAAUGGUUGCCCUGCAAAAUGAGCGCUCAGAAAGAAUCCGCAGUCUAUUAGAGAAGCAGGCCCGGGAGAUCGAGGCGUUUGACUCUGAAAGCAUGCGUCUGGGCUUCAGCAACAUGGUGCUCUCCAGCUUGGCGUCAUCCGACGGCCACAGCCACAGCUUUCCGGGGGCCCAGAGUAGCUGGGGCUCGCAGCAUGGUGCAGGCUCUCAGGGGUCACACUGGGGAGGGCACCAUAGCGGCAGCCAGCACGGCCACUACCACCACCACCACCACCACCCAAGCCACAGUGACUCUAUCCAGCAGCCUUGGGGUCACGGCCUGCCUUCAGGGGGGCCGCCUCCCUGGGGGCACCACGGGACUGGGGGCAGUCAGCGCUCGAGCGGUGGAAGUGGUGGGCUACGGAACAGUCCCCAGGCAGUACGGCGAGCCACCUCAGGGGGCCGCAGUGAGCAGGGGAUGAGCAGGAGUGCCAGCAUCGCCUCUCAGAUUUCCAAUGGCUCACACUUGUCCUACACGUAAGACCACCCGCUGCUCUCCCACAACACCCGUCUUGACCCAAAAUGCCAUAGGGGAAGGGACAAAGGGGCACCGUGGUCUUUUUUUGUUUUGUUUUUUUUGUUUUGUUUUUUUUCCCUUUUUUCCCCUUUUAUACCCAUUCCUUUAUUUCUAAUCCUCUGAAUACAUAUUUUAUAUACAUGGUAAGCACAAAAUGCAUCCAUUGUAGUUCAGGUUUUAAGAAUGUCAGUCAGAAGCGCACUUGAAACAUUCUGGCCAGUUGUAUCAAACUUCAGCUAGAAUCCAGAAUGACCGAAGUCAUUUUUGCAAUGAUGUGAACAAGUUUUGAAUUCAGAGAAAAUGCAUUGUGCAUUUUAGAGUAUGUAAAACUGAUUUGAAAAUGUUAGUGAGGGUGAGAAUGAAUUUAUGAAUGCUGUGCAUUACCUCUCACAGGUGAGAUUGUAUGUCUUUGUGCAGUGGGUUUUAUCAUGGUCUUAUUAGCAGCUGGUUUCGGUUAUAUAGAGUGGGAGACGAAUGCAUAUUGUUUGAGGCGAACAUUGAUUCUUAAUAAAACAGUUGCAGAAAUAUAUAUAUAUAUAUAUAUAUAUAUAUAUAUAUAUAUAUAUAUAUAUAUAUAUAUAUAUAUAUAUAUAUAUAUAUAUAAAUAUAAAUAUAAAUAGAUGGUAUAAGGGUUGGAUAGCAGAAUGUGAAAGAAUCGAGCUUUACAAUGCACUUGAUUUUGUCUAAUGUAGUCUUUUGUAAACAACAAGCACUACUUUUAAUGUAUUACUAAACAGUAUGCUCUUUUCGUGCCAGAACAAAUUUUAACUAUGAAAAGAUACUGUGAAAUUCCAAGAUUUUGCUAGAAUUAUUAUUUUGAUUAUUAUUUUUUUUUAUGUUGCCAUUGCCAUCCUUCCACAGGUCCAAAUAACCAAAAACUGUGUGGAGACCAGGAUGCCAUUUUGCUUUUAAAACUUUAAAAAUGUAGCCUAAAAUUCUGAUAGCAAGUGUAUGAACAGAUGUGUUCUAUUGCUGUAGGCCAAAAGGACAUAGAUGGUCAUAAGGUAGGUGAGCGAUAUAUUGCUAUAUUAAUGUGGAGGUACUUUAGAGGUCUUGAAAAGUAGGGGUGUCUUGAACUGAAUAUGUAGAAUGACACUUAAAACCAGGUUUUGCUGUGUAAAUGUACGUGAGUGUUAAAGCAUGUUGGCACGGUAAAAUGUCGCUCCUGAAUAACAGUAUGGCGAAAGCCGUUGAAGUACAUUAAUGUUCGUUGUAGUCUUUUGAUUUAGUGAUGCCAAAGUUAACAAUCGCAACUAUGCAAAAGGAUAACAGCCUUUCACAUUCAAGUCUUCUUUCACUGAGCUUAACAUCACAGUAAAGCACCUUACCAUCCUGUUCUACUCUUAGCUGAUCACUACAAUCACGUACGAGCAGAUCUCCUGGUCCUCGGGUGUCCCCUCCUCCUCUUUCUCAGGCUGGGUUCGACAAGAGCGUGUUGUGUGGAUUUUAGGAGUGGGGAGGUCUGGGUUGGGUAGGCUUGAGACCGCUGAAUGUUUUUGCUGUGCGGGCGGGCGGGUGGGUGCCGCUGCUGUCGUCCCUGCAAUGCCUUUGUUUCUUCCAUGCCCACCCCAGAGCUCCAGCGACUGCCGCCCACCCUCCAACUGAACACUUACCACAGCAUGUAGAAAAAAGUGAUUAAAAUGCAAUGGAAAAAAGGUCAGAUAGCAUAUAAAACAUUAUGGUGGAAGAGUAUACAGCCAGGAGACAGAUUUAAGUAAGAUGUAUAGGAAAACAUUUGUGUAUAUUGUAUAUUUAGAAAUUUAAAUAAAUGAAUAAAUGGAAAUCAAAUAUAAAGACCCAAGUUAAAACUAGACUAAAAUUUAAUUGCUUGAAUGUGAAGAUAAAAGAAAAAUAACUUGGUUUCUAAUAUUGAUUAUUUAAAAAGAGAAGAAAAAUCUAUAUAUAUACACAAAGCAUAUUCUCAGAGGUGUCAAGCAAAGCCCCCCCCCCAAAAAAAAAAUUGAUUUUAUUUCCCCUCAUACAGAGGAUAUCACUUUCCAUAGUCCUCUCUUUGCUUCUUGCUCUCCUUGCUUUCAAAGGUAUGAAUUACCAUAUUCACUAGUGCCAGUACUCAUGUUCUGUUAUCUGUGAACCAGCAGUGAACUUUCGUCUUCUCAAAGAUAAAUGGCAUGGGUUUUCUUUUUGUUUUGUUCAAAAAAGAGAUGCCAUCAUGCCUAUUUCAGAAUGGCUUCAAAACAUUCUUCUUCAAUGCUAUCUAUAGUAACUAGUACCAACUAUGAACACUAUUUUGGCACUAAGUUGCCUAUCUCACUCAGUCUGACUAGCUAAAACCAGUUGAGCCAAUACAGAGCCAAUCCUAAAGAUUUGGGCCAAAUGUAACAAAUUAACAUGAGAAUAUUGACCCAUAUUACAUGCCAUUCAUUUAAUCGCAUUCAGUACAAUGGAAUCACUGGACCAGAGGAAUAGCCAUAGACUCAAAAUGUGAGUUAACCCUCACAAUCAGGGCCAUGCAGUAUUUUACAAAAGAGAAAGGUGUGCCCUGUUAUAAGAGAAUAGCAUCCUUGUUUGAAUGACCCUUUUGACAAGUGUGAAAACAACAGGAUGAAUAAUAAUCAAGGAAGGUGAUACAUCUCUGUACAGUGCUUUAACCAGUAUUUCAUCCUUUUUGUUUUGAUGGUUGUUGUCUCGUUUUCCUGCUUCAACAUUUACCAUAGCAAUCCAUAUGUAACCUGUAUUAAAAUGUAUAGAUUGUGAAAAACUGAAUGUUGGAGAGAUUACAAAAAUUGUUAUGGCUAUUCAUAACAAAAACACUUACAAGUGAAUUAAAAUACACACAAAUUAUGAAAACUUAAGGGGACAAAUGUAAUGUUUUGUUUGUAAUUACUCCUUUUGUUGGCAGAGGGCUACUGGACAAAGAAAUCAACUGUAAUAAAGUAAUUUUAGUACA
Molecule: messenger RNA, 6333 nt
Organism: Labeo rohita (rohu)
Lineage: Eukaryota; Metazoa; Chordata; Actinopteri; Cypriniformes; Cyprinidae
Gene: taok1b
Product: TAO kinase 1b
Biological process (GO): execution phase of apoptosis; protein phosphorylation
Molecular function (GO): ATP binding; protein kinase activity
Source: RefSeq, a predicted model, not a curated record